AUGGAGACAAAACUGUGCAACACACGUAAACGGCUGCAGGCUCAGGGCUGGAUCCUGAGUUCCUUUGCUGUUGGGUACAUCAGUAGUCAGGUUAUCGGUGGAAGUGCAGCCCGACGCUGGGGAGGCAAGUGGGUGCUGGGAUUCGCCGUUGCCGUGUGGUCCCUAAUAGUACACCUAGCGACCUUCUUCACGCCGACCUUCGCCCGGACGCUCUAUGGGCUGAUCUUCGCCCGGAUCUGCCUGGGGUUCGCCGAGGGCCUCGGGCUGCCGACCAUAUUCCACAUCUUUGCGAACACGGUCCCGAUGGAGGAACGGUCGCGGGCGUUCGGGUACCUGGUGGCCUCCGGGUCCAUUGGACAGACUCUCGCCUCUGUGGUGUGCCCAAGACUGCAGUGGCCCAUGAUGUUCUACAGUUUCGGGGUGCUGGGGUUCGUGUGGGUCGCCACGUGGGUUCUCUGCUUCCGGGAGCAACCCAUAGACUAUGACGAGGAACUCUUCCUUCCUCCCAAGAUCCUGACCUCUAACCUGCUGUGGGCGAUCUACUCGCCGCACUUCGCCAUGAACUGGAGUAACUACGUGGUUCUGUCGUGGCUGCCGACUUACCUGCAGCGAGCGCUCGGCGCCAACGCUAACGACAUCAGCUUUACAGCGUUUCCGUACAUGGUGAACUCUGUGGUCGGAGUAGGUGCAGGCCACAUGUCGGACUGGCUGGGUUCCCGUAAGAACUGGACGGUUCUGUCGGUGCGCCGGCUGAUGACCAGCAUCGGGCUGCUGGGGCCGGCCAUGUUCAUCCUGGCCUUCAGUACGACUAAUAACCUCAUCGUGGCUCUGCUGCUGGUGUCGGUGUCCAUGGGUCCGUGUGCGUGUAAAUCCUCGGGUCACAUGAGUAACCAUGCCGACGUCGCGCCCAACCACGCCGGGAUCACCUUCGCUGUCUCCAACACCAUGGCUAGGAUUCCAGGCAUCGCCCACGGGCCCGUUACAGCCACGUUAGUGACAGCCACAGGACACUGGUACCCAGUCUUCAUGGUGGCAGCAGGAGUCAACAUGGUGGGGGCGAUGGUCUACGCCUCGCAGAGCUCCGCUAGCCAGGUGCUGUAAC
Messenger RNA from Branchiostoma floridae (Florida lancelet), 1102 nucleotides. Its product is annotated as sialin-like. Gene Ontology annotation, molecular function: transmembrane transporter activity. The transcript has 9 exons. Lineage: Eukaryota; Metazoa; Chordata; Leptocardii; Amphioxiformes; Branchiostomatidae. Gene Ontology annotation, biological process: transmembrane transport; monoatomic anion transport. The coding region runs from base 1 to 1101 and encodes 366 amino acids. The record is from RefSeq and is a predicted model, not a curated record.